This is a messenger RNA of Ctenopharyngodon idella (grass carp), 3018 nucleotides long. Its product is annotated as B-cell receptor CD22. The transcript has 13 exons. Lineage: Eukaryota; Metazoa; Chordata; Actinopteri; Cypriniformes; Xenocyprididae. The record is from RefSeq and is a predicted model, not a curated record. The coding region runs from base 508 to 2523 and encodes 671 amino acids.
UGAUUUUGAGCUAAUGCAAAACUGAAAGCUCAGUAAAUUCUGGAUUCACUAAAUUAAUGUUACUCUUUUAGAAAUUUUAUUUGAAUUAAUUUUCUACUGCAUCUCCUUCUUCAUGCCACAAGAGGUCGCUAUGGUCUACUUUUAAACACGUCUGCUACGCCUGUCUUCAUGCCAGCUACAAAGGCUAGAGUAUUUUCCGAGAAGGGUAUUACUUGAGGUUUCUGUGAUUUAACAACAACUACAACUACUUAAACUUUUGUUCCUGUGGUAAAACCAUAGCUAUUCACCAUAAAUGAGGGAUGUGGAUGUCAGCAACUUGUGGUUAUUGCCCUGUGCACCUUGCUGAAGGUGGAGUAGAGUUUCACUGGAGACAGAGACUGAGUGUAGAGGCUCAGAGAGAGAGAUGGGAGGUGAGACAGGGGAUGGCCAGCCUAUCACAUCCUUCAACUUCUGCUUUCUCCGGCUCAGCGUCCUACGCCGUGCCACUCGGAUCUCCCUCUUCAACAAAUGUGCAUUCAUGUGUCCACAGACGGCUGGAAGCGUUUGCUGAAGAACAUCAGAACCAGGGCUGAGAUGUGGGUACGCAUAAUUCUGACCUUCAUUUACUCUACACUUCUUCUGUCAGGAGUCAGGGCCAGUAAAUGGCUGGUGUAUUUCUCCAGGACGGACAUCUGCGUUUGGGCUGGGACCACAGUAACGCUGCCGUGCCGCUACGAUUACCCCUCGCCCUACAGCUCCACGCGGUUCAUGUGGUUCCACAUCUCUGUGGAGGGCCGGCGGGAAAUUGCCUACCAUACUGACGGGAAUCUGUUGAGCCUCUCGUACAGGGACAGGGUCAAAUACAUGGGGGGCCACAAAAGAUGCAGUUUGCAGAUCUCAAACGUGAAGCUGAGCGAUGCAGGAAUGUACCAUUUCAGAUUCGAGACCAACAACCAGCAGGAGCGAUGGACGUCUCCUGAUGCAAUCACACUCUCCGUCACAGAGCUUCAGGUUCACGUACAUCCACCGAGAAUUGGCAACAUGUUUGCUGCCGGCGAGACGGUCUUCCUGAGCUGUGUGGCACGAGGAUGUGCCGGACCCGGCAGGAACUUUGCACUUUAUCGGAAUGGGAUCAACUUGGGACAGUCCAGCAAGCUGUCAACCAUCUAUAACUUUGACAGCCAGCAUGCAGGUACCUACACCUGCCGCCCAAUACCCCCUCAAAAUGUUCAAUCACCGGGAGUCACCCUGGCUCUUGGAUAUGCUCCUCGCUACACCAUGGUACAGAUCACCCCUCGAGAGGCAGUCAGAGAGGGCGAUUCAGUGACUUUGACCUGCAGUAGUGAUGGAGCUCCGCCAGCAGAAAGUUUUGCCUGGUUUAAGGAAGGAGAGAGUGGCAGCUUGCCAGACAGCUUUAAACCUGAGCUGAGAUUGUGGAGUUUGGACUACAGGGACCAUGGAAAGUACUUCUGUGUGGCCCGCAACCCGCUCGGCACAGACCGGUCCAGGCUGCUUUUACUGAAUGUUACCUACUCCCCAAAGAACACAAGAAUCCUCAUCAGUCCUAAAGGAGACAUUAUGGAAGGGUUUGCUGUCAAUCUGACCUGCAGCAGCAACGCCAACCCUCCUGUGGAGAAAUACUUCUGGUACAAACUGAACGGUGGGCAGCCCUGGACCAAAGGCACUGUGCAAAAUCUCACCUUCCUUAGCGUGCGUUCCCAUCAUGCCGGACAGUACUACUGCACCGCAUGGAAUGUGUUAGGCAUGGAGACAUCGGCCACUAUUUCUCUUUCAGUGCUUUAUGCCCCCAAAAACACCUCUGUGUUGGCUCAGCCUUCCACUGUGAUCGAAGCGGGCAGCUCGUUGACGCUGACCUGCAGCAGUCAGGCCAAUCCGGCGGUGGAGAACUACACCUGGCACCGGAUCAAUGCGGCUGACGCCUGGGAAACUCGAUCGGGUCCCAGCUACACCAUUGCUGAGGUCAGCCCUCGAGCCAGUGGCCAGUACUACUGCGAGGCCCGCAACCGCAUCGGAGCUCACAGCUCGCCGGUUCUGACGGUGAAAGUUCGAGGCCGACUGAAGGUGAUCGCACUGGCGUCUGCAGUGGGCGUGUCUAUCGGAUUGAUCUCAUUGACCGUGGUCGUCAUGAUCAGUAAAAACAUGCAUCGUGUCGACACUGAAAAUCUUGAGGAAGAAAAACAGCGUUCACCAGUAGUUGAUUUACCAGUGGACGAUACUCUGUUCAGUGAAUCAACUUCAGAGAUGUUUCUCCUCAAGAGCACAAAAAUGUCAGACAUUCCAGAGGAGCCAGAGGAGAUGUAUGAAAGCAGCCACCCAUCCAUCGUACCCCUGAAAGAAGCUACUCGGAGCGCUGAGGAAAAGGCAAAAAUCAACUACAUUACGGUGCAUUAUUCUCGCAUGCCCAGUCCGGACCAGGCGACGGUCACAAACAUUCCUCUACAUGGAGGGAAAAAGCUCAAAGAUGGUCCUAAUGUUGUUCUCACCAAGCAACCGAGAGAGGGGGUGGAAGAGUCUGCAAUCUAAAGCAGUCAACUGAUGAAACAUCACAACAAAUGCUAGAAGAAAUUGUGAAACCACACAGGGAUUUUUUUUUUAAACUACAUGUACUUAUAGAGCAUGUGUGGACCACUUGAUGUAGCCUGAAAGUCAGUGAUCAAAGCUGAAUUUUCAGCAUAUUACUCCAGUCUUCAGUGUCACAUGAUCAUUCUAAUAUGCCAAUUUCUUAUUAUUAUCAGUGUUGAAAACAGUUAAAAACUGAAAUCUUUGUUAAAUCAAAAGUUCAAAAGAACAGCAUUUAUUUGAAACAGAAAUCUUUUGUAACAUUAUAAAUGUCUAAAUCUUACUGUCCCCAUACUUUUGAAUGGUAGGGCAAAUAUGCUUGAGUGCAACCUUCUUGUUCUAUAGAUUUGAUUAAACUCAUCGUAAAAAUAUCCCACUUAAAUAUUACAUUUAAUUGACAUGGUGUAAUGGUGGUUCCUGACAGCCAGGAAGCUCCAAAUAAAAAAUAAUUUCUUACAA